Messenger RNA from Malania oleifera, 2172 nucleotides. RefSeq lists its product as uncharacterized. Bases 134 to 1900 code for a protein of 588 amino acids. The transcript has 8 exons. Gene Ontology annotation, molecular function: chromatin binding. Gene Ontology annotation, biological process: DNA-templated transcription. NCBI's taxonomy places the organism in Eukaryota, Viridiplantae, Streptophyta, Magnoliopsida, Santalales, Ximeniaceae. The record is from RefSeq and is a predicted model, not a curated record.
UUUAGAGCAUUCUUAUCGUAUUUUGUCUUGGGCGGGCUCGAUUCACAGGCACAGGCGCACAGCUCUAACAAACAGGCCAGGGAGACGAAGAGAGACGGGGAAGAGAGAGCGCGAGAAAGGGAGGGAGAAGGAAAUGAGGAACAGGCGAUUAGCGCGUAUCCCUACCAGCGACGACGAGGAGGAGGCUCCGCGACCCUCCCACUCCUCGAACGGGGAAGACCACCAACUGCCCAAGCUGAGGAAGAGGAAAAAGGUAAAGCUUCAGGAGGAGGAAGAAGAGGAAGAAGAGGCCAAGUCCUCGAACAGCGGCGAAGACGCCGUCCCCGAGGAUGCCAAACCUAUCGGCGACGUCGUUAAGGUUUCUGGCAAAGGCCGCGGCAGGAGGAGCCACUAUGCGGCCUUUGAGUUCGAUGGCAACCACUUCGAUCUCGAGGAUCCUGUGCUUUUAGUUCCAGAGGAUACAAAUCAGAAGCCUUAUGUUGCAAUUAUCAAGGAUAUUAGUCAGACCAGAGAUGGGAGCUUGAUGGUAAGUGGACAGUGGUUUUAUCGUCCUGAGGAAGCGGAGAGAAGAGGAGGUGGAAGCUGGCAAUCACGUGACACAAGGGAGUUGUUCUAUAGUUUUCACCGUGAUGAGGUUCCAGCAGAAUCUGUGAUGCACAAGUGUGUUGUGCAUUUUAUACCUUUAGACAAGCAGCUUCCAAAUCGAAAACAGCAUCCUGGUUUUAUAGUGCAAAAGGUGUAUGAUACUGUGGAACGAAAACUUUGGAGACUAACUGAUAAAGACUAUGAAGAUAGUAAACAACAUGAAAUUGAUCUUCUUGUUCAGAAAACUCGGGCACGUUUGGGGGAGCUUGCUGACAUUGAGAUUGAUGAUGCUGCAGUUGAGCCAGAAGAUUCAUCGAAGAAUAAAAAAUUCCUUAGAAAAAAGAACAUGUCACCUAUUGAUGUUUCAAGGGAUGAGGAAGCAGCUACCAGGUCUGAUCAGCAUCUCAAAGCAGAAACACCUGGUAGCUGUACAAGUAAUGCCUCGGAAUACUAUACCAUUUUAGUAAACUUUAAUGCAUUAACCGGAGAAACACAACGCGACAAAUGGUUGGAGAAGCUUCUCCAAGGAAUUCAGUUUGUGUGCACUUCCACAGACAACGUGCAGGGGGAGGGUCAAGAAAAGGGUGGAUCUAGUAGCAUUGCCAAUGCAGGAGAUAAUACUGGCCCAGAAAGUGCAAACAGAUCUCAAGAGAAGCGCUUAAAGGGUGAAGGAUCUUUUUGCUGGCCAGAUUCUGCUGUUCCAGCAGUAACUGCUCUGGAGAAAGCCUCACAUGAUGCUUUUUCCCUGGAUUUUCAGAAGUACAAUCAAAAGAUGCGACAACUGGUGUUCAAUCUCAAGAACAGUGCACUAUUAGCCAGGCGUAUGCUAAACGGAGAGUUGGAGCCUUCAAAAAUACUGAACAUGUCUCCCAGUGAGUUAAAGGAGGGUUUAACAGCAGAGGAAACAGAAACUGAGGAGAAAGAUGAGUCAGAGCGCAUGCAGAUGACAGAUGCUCGGUGCUCAAGAUGUAUGGAGAAGAAAGUAGGUCUAAUAGACAUUAUCCAAGCAGGACAUGGAGACCGCUAUCAGUUGGAGUGUAUUGCUUGCGGUAACAUCUGGUAUGCUUCUAGAGACGAGGCAUCCACAUUGACUAUAGAUGGGCCGAGCACAGGCCGGAGUGUAGGAACAGCACCGUGGGCAACUGCCAAGUUUGAAGAUGUUCAGAAGAAGUUAGUUAGUCCCCGAGAAUCUGAGAAAUCAGCUGCUGAUGUUUUCAAGAAAACAACCGAGGCUUACAUGCCUGUCUUGGAAACACAGAAGUCAUUCAGCAAGCCUAAAACUGAAGACGGAGUGCCCACCAAAAAUGGUGAGUAGGAUUUUCUGCUGAUGCUUUGGUUUUUUGGUCACUAAUCAGGAGACUGGUGCUGAGCACAUUGUACAGAUAGUGAAUGCUCCAUAGGAGGAAAAAAGCUGAAAGAGCCUAAAAAAUGAAAAGGAACAGGUUUUUUUUCUUUGUAAAACUUUAGGAGUAGGAAUUUGCUGCUAAUACUUUCUAGUUACUUUUCGUAGUUGUAUGGAUUUGUUGCCUUAGUGCAACUCUUUCAACUAUUAGAUGUGCAAGUUAAUAGAUAAAGGUAAUUUUAGCA